Astyanax mexicanus (Mexican tetra) is the source of this 2242-nucleotide messenger RNA. RefSeq names its product beta-1,3-N-acetylgalactosaminyltransferase 2 (gene b3galnt2). Gene Ontology annotation, cellular component: membrane. Gene Ontology annotation, molecular function: hexosyltransferase activity. The coding region runs from base 131 to 1612 and encodes 493 amino acids. The transcript has 12 exons. The record is from RefSeq and is a predicted model, not a curated record. NCBI's taxonomy places the organism in Eukaryota, Metazoa, Chordata, Actinopteri, Characiformes, Acestrorhamphidae.
GCGCAGGCGCGGAGGGUGCGGACCGGACUCGGACCCCGGCGCUCGGCUGUGCAGGACGGGCUCCCGGUCGGUCCGCGCGGCUGCGCUCUCUCCGUACUGACCGAGCGCGUGUCCGUCCCGCGGCCCGUCCAUGCGCAGCCUGGCGCUGCUGCUCCUCCCGGCUGUGCUCGCGGUGCUGCUGCGCUGGUUCUGGGCGGCGGACCGAGGCGCGCGCUCCCCGGAGCUCCGGAGUGCAGGCAGCCCGAACCCGGCGCAGCAGGUUCUGGUGGGAGUGCUAUCUGCCAGGCAUCACCAUGGUCUACGGGAAGCCAUACGGGACACAUGGCUGGGGUACCUCAGAGACCACCCUGAGUUCCAAAAUCGGGUGAUGGUGAAAUUUAUCAUCGGACAGCAUGGCUGUGCGAUACCUGAAGAAGAUCGUGAAGAUCCGUAUUCCUGCACCCCGGUGAACCUCACAGAGCCAGUUGCUGGACAGGAAGUGGCCAUCCUCACUGUGUCUGACCUCUCUGUUUUGGUGCCUUCUGAUGUCUCUGCCAUAAGUUUGGACUUUAAGGUCCUCCACUCGGUGGUCAUCACACAGCUGGGGGUGUUCCACAGUGGACCAGGGCAGGACUUCAGGGGCAAUGUGACGGUGAAGUUAUUCCAGGUGGAUCAGGAGGAAGCUGUAGUUACUGCUCACUUCACUGCUCUGAGCUCAGGGACGUAUGUGGAGGGGAUGUGGUAUAAACCUGUGGAGCAGUUCAUUUUACCAAAGGGGUUCGAGGGCACUCUGCUGUGGGAGAGUCAGGAUCUGACGGGUCUAAUGACUCUGGACGUGUGGAAGGUUGGGCUCAGUGAUGGUGGAGGAGUGCUGAAGUUCAGAUCUGUGGAGGAGGGCACGCUGCCCCACAGAAGUGCGGUGGGUUUCCCGGGAUUGGCUGGAGGAUUCACUUUCUCGGUUUAUGAUGUGGAGGUUCUGAAGGAGCUGCUGCGUGGGCGAGCUGGCAGGCAGAGGGCCCGGGUGGCCCGGGUGAGGGAGGAGGACGAGGCCUUGCUGGAGGAGAGCCGGCGGUUCGGGGACAUGGUGUUCGUGGACGUGGUGGACACCUACAGGACUGUGCCUUCUAAACUGCUGCAGUUUUAUAAAUGGGCUGUGAGGAACGCUGACUUCAGUCUGCUGCUGAAGACGGACGAUGAUUGCUACGUGGACGUGGACGCCGUAUUAAUGAAGAUCGACCGCAAGAACCUGACGAGGAGCAACCUGUGGUGGGGAAACUUUAGGCAGAGCUGGGCCGUGGACCGGGUUGGAAAGUGGCAGGAGCUGGAGUACGCUAGUCCUGUUUACCCAGCCUUCGCUUGUGGUUCGGGUUACGUGGUGUCUCGAGACUUGGUGGAGUGGUUGGCCAGCAAUGCAGAGAAGCUGAAAGCGUAUCAGGGGGAAGAUGUGAGUAUGGGAAUUUGGAUGGCUGCAGUCGGGCCUAACAAAUAUCAGGACGCCGGGUGGCUGUGUGAGAAGGAAUGCUACGUGGACAUGCUGUCGUCUCCUCAGCACACUGCAGACGAGCUGCGGUCGCUGUGGCGGUGGAGGCGGGCGUGUGGAGACCCGUGUGGCUGUGCCUGGAGCCGGCACUGAAUUCUGCAGGGCCCCGGGGCCGCCGGUCAUCGCUCCAUUACUCUCCUGUUCACCUCACCCACCUACACAGACUCAGCAGUACUGUACAGGCGACCGUCUCGUACUUUCUUUAGGGUUUUUUUAAGCAGCUGUUUGUCUGAGUGAGAGCUUGUUCUGCAGCAGAACUGAAGCGAAUGCUGUCGGGGGACGAUGAGACGCGACGUGUCGAGGCGCUGCGUUUUCCUCCGAGCGAUUGCUCUGAUCACGCUUUGAUGUGAAACACACUCAGAUUUAUUCACCCGUCAUUUUACAGCCGAGUCUGUGUUAUUCUCUCUCUCUCUCUCUCGCUCUCUUUUUCUGCAGGUAAACACACUUUCCUGACUCGCCGCAGGAUACGGAAAACAGGGUCUGCGUUAUUACUGCUCCUCUGAUCUGCGCCUUUCUCUAUUAUGGGAUGCUAAAUUUAAACGACUGAGAGCCGAACACACCAUUCAGUUCUUUUAAUAUCCGUGAAUUCUCAGAAUUGGGUAGCAAAUUGUCCAUUUCACCUUAUUUUAGUUUCACUUGGUUCCCAAUUAGUGUGUUUUUUAUUUUAUUUUUUUAUUUCCCAUUUCUGAACACAAUAAAAAUAAGAAUGGAUGAAAAACUGCA